This is a messenger RNA of Drosophila pseudoobscura, 1258 nucleotides long. RefSeq names its product coiled-coil domain-containing protein 97. The record is from RefSeq and is a predicted model, not a curated record. The transcript has a single exon. Bases 1 to 1206 code for a protein of 401 amino acids. Lineage: Eukaryota; Metazoa; Arthropoda; Insecta; Diptera; Drosophilidae.
AUGACCACAGGCGAUGGAGUGGACGAUUCUGGGGCUCAGGGCAAUGGCACUGGCGCCUCCUUGCCCAGCCAACUCAUGGACAUAUUCAAGUCACUGGCUGAAAAUGACAAGAUCAUCUUCAAGUCGCAGCAAAUCGAUGAUCCGGAACUGCCCUUCGUCGAAAAGCAGCAAAUCGCCCAAGAAUCAUUCGAGAAGAACCGCGAGAACUUUCUCAUACGCUUUGGCAGCUUCCUGAAUGCCAGCCAAUUGAGCAGUUUCCAGUCCCUGGCCAUUCGGGAGCCCAUUAAAGCGGAGGAAAACCUUGAGGAGAUGUGCCUGCUCCUGGAGGACUUCAAACGAAAGCUGAACACUCGCACCGUCUGUGUGAAGAAUCGACGCUAUCAGGCCUUGCAACAGCUCUUACAGAAAGGGGAAUACUUCAGCCAGCACGAGAUGAUGCAGCGGGCACCGGAUCUCUAUCAGGAAUUGGUCGGCCAAUACCUCACGGAGAAAGAAAAGAAGGCGAGGGACAGCUAUGAUGUGAGGAACACCAGCUUUUCGGGCAUACUAAUGCACACGCUGGAGAAGAAGCAACGCGAUGAAUUGCUGGAGAGAACACAGCUACAGACAGCCAUGGAAGAGGAGGAAGAAAAGCCACAGGAGCGGCAGGAAGUUGAAGAACCUGUGGUGGCUUCGUCCAGCAGUCGCAGGACAUCUGAGGCUCGAGUUGAGCCACAGAUAUCCGAGGUUCAUGCAUCCCCAGAAGAGGAGGAGGAAGAGGAGCUCCCGCCAGUUGUGUAUGAGGAUUUUGAAGUGCCUGCCGCUUGCCGCCGUCAAUGGGGUGAAUUCGAAGAAGAUGCCCCCAUUGCCUGCUCCACCAGUCAAAACGUGGUGUCUCCAGCUACACUAAAAGUAACAAAAAUCUCCACUCCGGAAUACUACAAUCCUGGGGAGCGUGAACUGCUGCGCAACGAGUUCUUAAGCAUGAUGAAGGAACGCUUUCUCAGCGGCGAGGAUAAAGACUUUGAUUACACAGCAGUGGACGAUGAUUCUACGUUAGAUGAUCUAAAACUAAUCGAACAAGACGAGGAAGAUGCGUAUUUCGAGCCCAGCGAUGAAGAGGUGGAGCAGCCAGUGGACAAGCCAGACGAAGCAUCCUCCAGCGAAGACGAAUUAGACGUUUAUAUGAGGCAUCUGAACAACCACCACAGUCUGCAGCAGCAUUAGUCUUUAAUUUUAGAUCUUAAAAACUAGAAAUACAUGCAAUUUGAGUAAUUUA